Echinostoma caproni is the source of this 798-nucleotide messenger RNA. The record is from the annotation of a GenBank genome assembly. Lineage: Eukaryota; Metazoa; Platyhelminthes; Trematoda; Plagiorchiida; Echinostomatidae.
AUGCUCUGCGCUGAUGGUCGCGGUUUGAUUCAACCUUUCGCAGUAACUGCGGGUCCCUAUCCGGUAGAUGAAGGUGCUUCGGCAGCUGAUCAAACACGACCUGUAUAUGUUUAUCUGUUGGAUACCGGCAAUAGUCGUUUGCUGGUAAUUGAUUUGAGCACAGGCAAAGUGCAUGCGACAUUGUCCGGUGAGCCACUGGCUGGUCAAGCAGCAACUGGGGUCGCUUGGUCGCCCCAAGGAUUGUGGAUUGUCAACUGGAGAGCGAAACAAGUUUAUCUCUUAGACCCACGCACAGAUCAAGUUGUACAUUCCAUCUACAGUUCACAGUUUAUUGAACCAACUAGUGUAUUUCGCUGUCCAACUACCGGUCAAUUGUUUGUGGCCGACAACGGUGCCGGUUGCGUGUUCCAGUGCAACCCGAUCACUGGACAUACGACCCCGUUUGUUGGCGCAGGUGCUCCGCCCACACAACCCGUGGAUUCAACGGGCGUGGGAUCAUCCGCUGGUCCGAGCGCAUCCACAUCCUCACCAUCCCCAUCCCAACAACAGUCCGGUGCGGACGAUUCCGACGCGUCGGGUAGCAGUGGUAGUCUGGGUGCACCAGUUCCACCGACCUCGCCCGGAUUUGGGGCUGCGUUAGAACCGCGUAGUUGGCGGCAGAUCAGUGGUUUGUGUGUAACCGAUACGGGUGAAUUGAUUCUGUCCACCGGAUCUACCAUUCGAAUCCCAGAACGAGUUGGCGUCUUCCGACGCGAAUUUCGAAGACUAUUGACCAUGCUAAUCGGAACACAGCUUUGA